This is a messenger RNA of Olea europaea var. sylvestris, 2509 nucleotides long. Its product is annotated as mitogen-activated protein kinase kinase kinase 3-like. Bases 229 to 2127 code for a protein of 632 amino acids. Gene Ontology annotation, biological process: protein phosphorylation. The transcript is spliced from 11 exons. The record is from RefSeq and is a predicted model, not a curated record. NCBI's taxonomy places the organism in Eukaryota, Viridiplantae, Streptophyta, Magnoliopsida, Lamiales, Oleaceae. Gene Ontology annotation, molecular function: protein kinase activity; ATP binding.
CCUCACUGUUCCUUACCCCUCAUUGACCCCACUCUCUCUGCUGAAAAUGAAAAUAUAAAUGAACUUUAUGCUCAUCAAGACCUUCAAAAUAUUGGGUCUUUUCUUCUUCAACUUGUCUUCUUCAGCUAUACUCACCCCGUAUAAAUUCAAUCCACAAUUCCCAAUUCCAGUCUUGCCCCUCUCUUUCAUAUAUUCAAAAAAAUUUAAUAUACAGAUACUUUGGAAAAGAUGCCAGCUUGGUGGAAGAAAAGAUCUAGCAGAAGUAAAGAUUCGGAAAGGGAGAAAGACAAUUCUGCGAGAGCUUCGUCAAUUGAGAAUGGUAAGAAGACGGGGAAAGAAAAUAAAGAUAAUAAAGCCAAGAGCUUUGACGAGGUUUCUGGAAUUGUUUUGCUACAGAAACAAUCGAAAAACUCACCAAGAAAUAGCAGAGAUUAUGCUGCUAUAGGAAGAGAAGAAAUAGGGUCUUCGGGGUUUUCGGGAUUUGACUCUGCUUCGUAUGGGGAUAUAGGGCACCCCUUACCGAUGCCUGUUGAGUCAUCAACUGACCACGUUCAGAUUCACGGAGUUGGGUCAGGAUCUGGGUCGGGGUUUUCCAGCAUCGGUUCAUCCGGGUCAACUGAUGAUCAAACCCAUGUUGUUUUUGAUCAAAUUGCUUUCAGAAAUGGAGAUAACAAAUCGAGUCCAGUGAUGCGAAGUCCUGGUCGAGUAUCUAGGGGGAUUACCACUACCACCUCGCCUCUCCACCCACGAUUUGGUGGUAUUAAUUUGGAUUCCCCCACUGGGAAAUUGGAAGAUGGAAAGAGUGAAUGUCAUAGGCUGCCCCUUCCACCUGGUUCUCCCCCCAGUCCUUCUGCCUUGCCAACCCCAAGAAGUCCUGGGAGAGCUGAGAACUCAAGUAUUAUUUCAUCGAAAUGGAGGAAAGGGAGGCUUCUAGGAAGAGGCACCUUUGGUCAUGUUUACCUUGGAUUUAACUGUGAAAAUGGACAAAUGUGUGCAAUAAAAGAAGUCAGGGUUGUUUCGGAUGAUCAGUCAUCAAAAGAAUGUCUGAAGCAGUUGAAUCAGGAGAUUACCUUGCUCAGUCAGCUUUCACAUGUGAACAUUGUUCAAUAUUAUGGAAGUGACUUGAGCGAAGAAACAUUGUCAGUUUAUUUGGAGUACGUUUCUGGAGGUUCCAUCCACAAAUUACUGCAAGAAUAUGGGGCCUUUGAGGAGCCCGUAAUACAAAAUUACACUAGACAGAUUCUCUCAGGACUCGCUUACUUGCAUGGAAGAAAAACAGUGCACAGAGAUAUCAAAGGAGCAAAUAUAUUGGUAGAUCCUAAUGGUGAAAUUAAACUUGCUGAUUUUGGCAUGGCAAAACAUAUAAAGUCCUGUUCUUCGAUGCUAUCUUUCAAAGGAAGUCCUUAUUGGAUGGCACCGGAGGUUGUGAUGAAUACAAAUGGUUACAGCCUCGCAGUGGAUAUCUGGAGCUUAGGAUGCACAAUUCUCGAAAUGGCUACGUCAAAACCGCCAUGGAGCCAAUAUGAAGGGGUUGCUGCGAUAUUUAAAAUUGGAAACAGCAAGGAUAUGCCAGAGAUUCCAGAUCACCUAUCUAAUGAUGCAAAAAGUUUCAUAAGGUUAUGUUUGCAGAGGGAACCAGCUGCAAGGCCCACAGCUUCUCAACUACUGGGUCAUCCUUUUGUUGGAAAUCAAACUACAAUGAGAGCUGCCAAUGCCAAUAUAACAAGAGAAGCCUUUCCUCGUGCUUUUGAUGGGAGCCGCACUCCAACGGCUCUGGAGAUGCAGUCCAGCAGACUGAAUUACUUUUCCUUCGAUAGAGAUGAUGGAUCAAGAUCACCGGUGCCAAGGACAUUAGUAAGCCCAAGGGAAAGUGCAAGAACAAUAACUUCGCUGCCCGUAUCUCCCUCCUCAAGCCCACUAAGACAUUAUGGACCAGCACAUAAGAGUUGUUUCAUAUCUCCUCCAAGCCCUUCGUAUCCUUGUGUGGGGCAAACUAGUAGUAAUUUUGGUGACCACUUGGUAUUUCCAGUAAGGCCAAUCACAAGGAAUACACUUGAUCCCUGGCUUGAAAUACCUCAAUUUAAAUCCCAAAUGCCUGUUAGAUCGCCCACGAGAACCAUUCUAUAGAAGUCCCAAACGUGCAAUAGAAUCUUGAUCCUAUUCUGCAGCUCAACCAUGUGCAGUGAAAUUUCGAAAUUGCUCAACAUGCCUAAUAUGCUGCAGAAGAAUUGUCCAUUAAAUCUACGCUAUGAUUUGGCCAAAUUCAAUGACGACGUGUAAUUUGAGAGGUUCUUAUUUCUCUACUGCUGCAUACAAGAUGGGAAGUAAUUGUGAGGUAGACGAGUUCCAUUUUCGCUGGUACCGUAAUCUGUAAUUAGCUCUUCUUGAUCUUCUUGUAAAUAGAUAUGGCCAUCUUAUCAUGUAUGGUAGUGAAAUGACUGGUGCAGAUGGAAAUAUGUACUGAAGAAUUAUCAUUCUAUCAAAUUGCUUUCAAAGUUGGUCUUUUUAA